Messenger RNA from Ceratotherium simum simum (southern white rhinoceros), 240 nucleotides. RefSeq names its product beta-defensin 107A-like. The record is from RefSeq and is a predicted model, not a curated record. Gene Ontology annotation, biological process: innate immune response. Gene Ontology annotation, cellular component: extracellular region. NCBI's taxonomy places the organism in Eukaryota, Metazoa, Chordata, Mammalia, Perissodactyla, Rhinocerotidae.
AUGCCUGGAGCCAUGAGGAUCUUUUUCUUAAUUUUUGUUGCCCUCAUUCUUCUUGCUCAAAUUUUCUCAGAUGCUUUAACAGGAAGGUCUGAAAACCAGAGGCUAAGUUGCCAAAGGCAACUACGUUGUCUGAAAUUGGAUGGUCGCUGUGAAGUUGAAUGCCCUUCCUUUGAAGUUAAGAUUGGAGACUGCAGAGCUGAAUUGACAACAUUUUGCUGCAAAAAGAGAAAGAAUCAUUAA